Molecule: messenger RNA, 2003 nt
Organism: Erythranthe guttata (spotted monkey flower)
Lineage: Eukaryota; Viridiplantae; Streptophyta; Magnoliopsida; Lamiales; Phrymaceae
Molecular function (GO): mRNA binding; protein binding
Source: RefSeq, a predicted model, not a curated record
UCCAAUAUGAAUAAAUAAAUAAAUGGUCCAUGAGAACUGAAGAAGAACUGUUAUACUAUCUAAUGACUACAACAACAAUCUUCUGCGCAGAGUUUUUCCCUCAAGCUCUUAUCUUUACCCAAAACAAGAAACUCUCCAUCACUAAAUCCCAUCAUCAAAACCCUCAUGUUUUCAGAUGCAGCAGCAGCAGCUACAGUGAAUCCAAGAACACCAGUAAUAAUUACAGAAUCCCACAGAGGGGUAAUAAGGUAAUUUCCACCGACAACAACAACAACCGGCCGCCGAACCCCCAUCUCCCCUUCUACAAAGAUUUCAAAGAAACCCAUUUCACUAAACUCCUCCACAGAUCCUGCAAAGCAGGCAACUACGAUGAGGGUCUUUACCUACUCGAAUGCAUGAUGAAUUCAGGACACAAGGCUGACGUCAUCCUCUGCACUAAGCUGAUAAAGGGCUUCUUCAACUCGAAAAGCGUCGAUAAAGCCGUUAAGGUGAUGGACAUUCUCGAGAGAUACGGCGAGCCGGAUAUUUUCGCGUACAAUGCGUACAUCAGCGGCUUGUGCAAAGUGAACCGGAUCGAUUCCGCUAACGGGGUGUUGAGUCGUAUGCGGGCUCGAGGGUUUUCGCCCGAUAUCGUGACGUACAACAUCUUGAUCGGCAGCCUCUGCAAUCGAGGGAAGCUCGAUAUGGCGCUCGAGAUGCUCGACCAGUUGAUGGAUGACAGGUGUCUCCCCACCGUGAUCACUUACACGAUACUUAUAGAGGCCACGAUUCUCGAGGGUGGGAUCGGGGAAGCCAUGAAGCUCUUCGACGAGAUACUGUCGAGGGGGCUGAAACCGGAUAUGUACACGUACAACACCGUGAUUAGGGGGAUGUGCAGAGAAGGGUUGAUGGACGAGGCGUUCGAUUUCGUUAGGAGCUUAACGAGUAGGAACUGCAAGCCCGAUGUGAUAUCGUAUAAUAUCUUGUUGAGGGCGUUGCUGAAUCAGGGGAAAUGGGAUGACGGGGCGGAGUUGAUUAACGAAAUGUUUUCGAAUAGGUGUGAGUUUAAUGUGGUUACGUAUAGUAUUAUGAUAAGUGCGUUGUGUCGAGAGGGGCAAUUAGACGAAGCAAUUAACUUGUUGAAGAUCAUGAUUGACGAAGGACUGACGCCCGAUACCUACACGUUCGAUCCGUUGAUAUCUGCGUUGUGCAGAGAAGGGAGAUUGGAUUUGGCGAUAGCGUUUCUUGAUUACAUGAUUUCGAGCGGUUGUUUUCCGGAUAUUGUGAACUACAACACUAUCUUAUCGGCAUUGUGCAAAAACGGGAAAUCCGAAGAGGCUAUGGAGGUUUUUAGUAAGCUUGACGAGAGUGGGUGCCCGCCCGAUGUGAGCACCUACAACACAAUGGUGAGUGCUUUGUGGAACAACGGAGAUAGAAUUCGAGCGUAUAGACUUCUAUCGGAUAUGUUUACGAAGGGAAUAAGUCCCGACGGGAUUACGUACAAUUCGCUUAUAUCGUGUCUUUGUAGAGAAGGGAUGGUGGACGGUGCUAUCGAGUUGUUGGGAGAUAUGAGAAAGAUUGGAUUUUUACCGACGGUUGUUACUUACAAUAUAGUACUUCUUGGAUUGUGUAAAGCACAUAGAAUCGGUGAUGCUGUUUUGAUGCUAGAGGAAAUGGUGGAGAAGGGUUGUCAGCCGAACGAGACUUCGUACGUUUUGUUGGUCGAAGGUAUUGGAUUUGCGGGGUGGAGAGUUGAGGCGAUGGAGCUUGCAAAUACUCUCUGCGAGAAAGGUGUUAUUUCGAAUCAAUCUUUGAGGCGGUUGGAUCGAACUUUUCCCAUUGUGGAUGUUUACGGAAGCUUUGUACAAACCGAGAUUAAAAGCUAGUACUUUUUUUUAUGAUAUCAUGUGAAUUUUAUUAGUUCUCUCUUGCUUUCACAGUUGUGAAAAGAAAAACAACUUUACAAAUACGAGGGCUGGAAUUUUAUCAAAAUAUCGAGAAUAUAUAGAGAUUUUUCGAUAACA